Messenger RNA from Ipomoea nil (Japanese morning glory), 1579 nucleotides. RefSeq names its product probable disease resistance protein At1g58390. The coding region runs from base 118 to 1122 and encodes 334 amino acids. The record is from RefSeq and is a predicted model, not a curated record. Gene Ontology annotation, molecular function: ADP binding. Lineage: Eukaryota; Viridiplantae; Streptophyta; Magnoliopsida; Solanales; Convolvulaceae. The transcript has 2 exons.
UUUGGAGCCAUUUCUUGUAGAGUGUCUUCUCAAAUUUGCCCAGACUGAUUCACCAAAAAACAAAAGAUCUUUGAUUUCUUUGUAAUUCUUCCUAGUUGUACUCUGAUCGACAGACGCAUGCUAAUGGCUUACGCUGCUGUAACUUCACUUAUGGAAACACUUUCUCUACAUUUCUUGCAAUCACAACCACGCUUGCCUCUUCACGAUUUAGAGGCACAGAUGAGAGAUGGCAAUGAAAAUCUUGGCUUGCUGCAGCAAAUUCUUGAGGAUAUGGCAGUGGAAGUGGACAAAGCGUCUGGGUCUUCAAAUGGAAAUGAAAAUCUUAGAUGUAUAAAGGCUUGCCUCCCCAGCAGGCUUCAUGGAGUAAAACAGACUGAAUAUUACCCCAAGAAGAAGAAGAUGAUUAAAAGUGAAAAGCAGCUUGCAGAGAGUUCAUCACAAAAUGAAAGAAUCGCUAAUGCUGGGGAUAGUAUACUAUUGAGUUCUCGGCUAAGAGAGGUGGGUGAAGUCAAACAAAAGAUGGUCUCUCUCCAUCAAAAUCUUGGUUUCCUCCAAGAAAGUCUUGAAAAAUCUGAGAUCUGUUAUGAUAAUGCGGGGGCGAUGAAAGAUGUAGAGGCAGAGAUGAGAGAUGUAUUGUUCAAAGCCGAAGAAAGGAUUGAGAUGGAGUUGACUACCAUUUAUCUAGCAAAGGAUACUCGUCUUCAUAUAACAGCUUGCGUGCUCAGGCUUCAUGAAAUCUUCAUUGAAGCAGAAAAACAGACUGAUUACCUCAAGAAUGAGUUGAUGAUUAGGACACAAAAUGAAACAAUCACUGAUGAUGCUUCACUCUUUGGUCGGAUGCGACGAAGAGGACUACUGCUUGUGAAAGGAUUAGCACACAAGAACACUACUGUGAGUAAAUUUUCCAAAAGUGCAUCAAAUUUGGACAAUAGAAUGGUGGGAUGCCAUGAGGUGUUCAUGACGAUAUUGGAUAAGCUCAUGCAACAAUCAACUAAGGGGAGACAAGUUGUUUCCAUUGUUGGCAUGAGAGGAAUAGGCAAGACCACUUUAGCACACAAACUUUAUGAAGAUCCAUCAGUUACUUCUUAUUUCGACAAGCGAGCAUGGGUUACUGUAUCCUAAGAGUAUAACUUGGAACGAAUGCUCCGGUGCCUUAUUGGUUGUGUUAUUGCAGCAUCAAGAGAUGAACUCCAUGAACAGAGCAAUGACCAAUACCAAUUAGCAGAAAGGUUGUAUAAUGUUUGAAAGGUCAGAGAUAUUUGAUAGUGAUCGAUGAUAUAUGGAGUACUACUGCUUGGGAUAGUCCUAAAAGAUGUUUUCCAGAUGAUAAUAAUGGAAGUUGUAUACUAUUGACUUCUCGGCUCAAAGUGGUGGCUAAAUAUGCUAGCUCAGGUAACUCUACCAUUAACAUGCCUUUCUUAGAUGCCGAUGAUAGUUGGAGUCUCUACUGCAAAGUGUUUGGUAAAAUUAAAUUCCCUUUAAUGUUUGAGCAAAUUGGUAGAGACAUAGUAAAGAAAUGAGAAGGAUUACCUCUAGCUAUUACUAUAGUAACUAGUCUUCUCUCCAACACACAGGAGGA